Seriola dumerili (greater amberjack) is the source of this 2658-nucleotide messenger RNA. It is a transcript of the gene sema4gb, whose product is annotated as semaphorin 4G. Lineage: Eukaryota; Metazoa; Chordata; Actinopteri; Carangiformes; Carangidae. Bases 1 to 2658 code for a protein of 885 amino acids. Gene Ontology annotation, molecular function: chemorepellent activity; semaphorin receptor binding. Gene Ontology annotation, biological process: negative regulation of axon extension involved in axon guidance; semaphorin-plexin signaling pathway; negative chemotaxis. The transcript has 14 exons. The record is from RefSeq and is a predicted model, not a curated record.
AUGGGAGACCAGAGGUCAGUCCAGCCCCUCCUGCUCCUUCUGCUGCUCCUGCUGCUCCUCGCCAGGCUGUCACAGCUAUGGGCCUUCCCCUUCAGCCCCUCUCUGGACUUGGAUGUCACUCCCAGGACAACUGUCGUCUCCAAAGGUCUGUUGGGCAGCUCCCGCUUCACCGGCUCUUCCCGGAACUACAGCACCCUCCUGCUGGAGGAGGAGUCCGGCCUGCUGUACGUGGGAGGCAGAGGAGCUCUGUACGCACUCAACACCUCCAACAUCUCCGCACCUGCGAACCUCACGAUUGAUUGGGAUGCUUCCCCUGAACAGAAGAAGCAGUGCCUAAACAAAGGCAGAGACAAUCAGUCGGAGUGUUACAAUCACAUCCGCUUUCUGCAGCGGUACAACGAGACUCACCUGUACGUCUGUGGAACAAACGCCUUCAGACCGCUCUGCGCUUAUAUAGAUGCAGAGCGGUUCAGCUUCUCCUCAGGCUUCGAGGAGGGCAGAGACAGAUGUCCCUAUGACCCGGCGAAGGGAUACACUGGCCUCCUUGUGGACGGCGAGAUGUUCACGGCCUCUCAGUACGAGUUUCGCAGCUCUCCGGACGUGCGCAGAAACUUCCCCUUCCCCACGCUCAGGACAGAGGAGGCCCCAACCCGGUGGCUUCUGGAGGCUGAUUUUGUGGGCUCCGUGCUGCUGAAGGAGAGCAUCAACAGCUCCAUCGGGGACGACGACAAGAUAUACUUCUUCUUCACGGAGAGAAGCCAGGAGCAGAUCGCCUACCCGAGCCAGACCAAGGUGUCCAGGGUCGCCCGAGUCUGCAAGACGGACUGGGGUGGCCAGAGGACCCUGCAGAGGAAGUGGACCUCCUUCCUCAAGGCCAGGAUGGUGUGUUCAGUCCCAGAGUACGAGCUGCACCUCAAUAUCCUGCGCAGUGUGUUUGUCCUGCAGGGUCGGGACGCUCAAAGCAGCGUUUUCUACGGCAUCUUCGGCCUGGAAUGGAAGAAUAUCAAAGCUUCUGCUAUCUGCCAGUACGCCUUCUCAGAUGUACAGAAGGUUUUCGAGGGGCCGUACAUGGAGGUGCAGGACUCAAAGUGGAGGGAGUACACAGGGAAGGUGCCGGAGCCAAGACCUGGAUCUUGCAUAACAGAUCUGCACAGGUCCCAGGGCAUCAACUCAUCCCGAGACCUCCCAGACAAUGUCCUCACUUUCGCUAGAAGGCACCCACUGAUGGCCAGCCAGGUGCACCCAAUAGGGGUUCGUCCUCUCUUGUUCAAGAGGAGUGUCAACUAUGUCAAGAUAGCCGUGCACAAGGAGCCGGCACUGGAUGGAAACAUUUAUACUGUUCUGUUUUUGGGAACUGAUGACGGGUGGUUGCACAGAGCUGUAGACGUAGACGGAGAAAUGCAUAUCAUAGAGGAGCUGCAAUUGUUUGAUAAACCGCAGCCCAUAGAGAGCAUGGUCAUAUCCGCAGCUCUGCGGAGCAUCUAUGUUGGCUCCCACUCUGGAGUGGUGCAGGUACCGAUGUCAGCCUGUCAGAGAUACACUUCCUGCUACGACUGUGUGUUUGCCAGAGAUCCGUUCUGUGGCUGGGACGGGAGGGUGUGUGUGGAAAUAUCCUCACGUGCACAGAGGUCAAACCUCACCCAGGACAUCCUGAGAGGGGUCAGGGGCUGCAGGGAGAAUUCAGGAAAUGUUGUCCACCGGAGGCGUUCUGUGAUGUCGGGUGAUGACGUGCUACUACAGUGUGAGCUACGCUCCAACCUGGCAACUCCACGCUGGACUUUGAACGGCAAAGAACUCCAGGGAUACGACCUGAAUUCUGGCUACCGCAUCGGCACAGAUGGCCUCCUCAUAAUCGGAGCUCGUGCCCAACAGAGCGGGUCUUAUCGCUGCUUCGCUGUCGAGAACUCAGUCUCCGUGCUGGUUUAUCUUUACACAGUCAGGGUGCACACUGACCCGUACUUCCCCGUGGAGCCCACGGCCACGACUAACCCCACCACAGUCUCCAGCCCAACUGUUUUCUCCACCAGCAGCCCCACUGAGCAGCCUCUGCCCUCACCUCCCGCCCCGCUGCCUCCAGGACCGGAGUACCAGACCUACAGACACAUGGAGGCCGUGUACAUCUCUCUGGUGGCGGUUCUCGGAGGGCUCUGCUUGGUGUUGACUGUGGUGCUGCUUUACGUGAGCUUCUGCACCAGACGGGCCUCUCGGGACCGAAAGUUCUCUCAGCAAGGGCUGCAGGUCCUGGGGGCCUCUGAGAGAAAAAGGAGCUCGCAUCUUGAACUCAAAACCAUCUCCAGCCACUGCAAUGGCCGCCAAGGUCGUCGGUCCGUCUCGGUGCCAACCUUCGGGGACAUGGGCGAUGGUUUCCUCCAGAUAGUUCCAGGCGAGGGCCAGAUGUCUCCGACAAAAACGCCUCCUCCAGCCCCUCCUCUCCCUAUGCCACCUCCGCUCCCCAACAUGGACUAUGCCAACGGGCUGUCGGCCACUCUGCCCAGCGUGCUGAGGAAGAUGAACGGGAACAGCUACGUGCUGCUGAGGCAGGCCGACCCCGAGGGCAUGUCGCCGCUCUACCACUCCUUCACAGAGGAGCUCAACAGGAUCCUGGAGAAGAGGAAACACACACAGCUUGACCUGCAGCCAGAUGAGAGCUCCAUCUAG